Molecule: messenger RNA, 7098 nt
Organism: Mauremys mutica (yellowpond turtle)
Lineage: Eukaryota; Metazoa; Chordata; Testudines; Geoemydidae
Product: von Willebrand factor D and EGF domain-containing protein-like
Exons: 30
Coding region: 1-5814 (1937 amino acids)
Biological process (GO): anatomical structure development
Cellular component (GO): extracellular region; cell surface
Molecular function (GO): signaling receptor binding; calcium ion binding
Source: RefSeq, a predicted model, not a curated record
AUGCAGCAGCCCUUAUCUCUCCAUCUGCAUCUCCUACUUAUUGCUUACAUCCUUUGGAUUCCCUUGUUGCAUCUUUGUACUGGGUCCGCUCCAUUAGCUCCGGAAUGCUUUCCAGAAGGACACCAGAUUCUGCACAAUCCCUACCGCAGCACCAAUUUUGAUUCAUUGGAAUUACAGCAAACAGCAAUUCAGGAGCUGGUUUGUGAUCACUCAUUGCCACAAGGGUGGUAUCGUUUCAUGAUCAACAAUAGGCCUGCAGAAAUGCCAACAAAAUGUGUAGAAAUGAAUAAAUGUGGCACACAAGCUCCAGUGUGGCUUUCACUAAAAUCUGAAUCCCUCCCGCUUCCUGGGGGGAAAAAGCAGCUAAUGGCUUGUGCUACCUGGCAAUUCUUCUUUGGAAGCACCAAAGACUGUUGUUUGUUCCGGAUACCUAUCUCAGUUAGAAACUGUGGAGAAUUCUUUGUUUAUCUCUUGCAACCUACUCAAGGAUGCAUGGGCUAUUGUGCAGAAGCUGUUACAGAGUUGAAACCAAAGGCCUGUGCUCCAGGGGAAUCUGAAGUUGAAGGUAUUUGCCAGGGAAAACUCCCAAACCUGACUUUACAACCAGUGAUUACUCCUGAGGUUGUGAGAGCCAGUGUCCAUCUCAAAUGUGCUUACCAUCAUCCAUCCUCAAAUCAGCCUUUGCAGUACGUGGUGGUUUGGUCACGCCUUUCCACAUCCAGCAUGAAAGAACAGAUUCAUCGUGACACAACUCUGCAGACAUUUGCCUACGUGGAGAUGGAUGGAGUUAAUUUCAGAUUGGGAGAUACGAUCUUUUGCACUGUCACCGCUUUUAUGAGGGACUCUCCUGAUCAGCAGUCAUUUCCUGAAGAGAGCGAUGGAUUCUAUGCAGGGAUUAAGUUUACACCAGAGUCAUUACAAAUUUCAGAGGAUGACAAAGAACAUGUUUUGACCAUUCUAAGUACUGUACCUAUUAUCUGCCAAGGUCAAGGUGACAUCUGUAAAAUUACUUUACAGCUGAAAACUGAAGAUUCUGAUAACUUAUUACUGGGCCCCCCAAACAUAGCCCUUUCGACAUGCCAAGUGGAUCUCCUGCAUAUGCCCUGUACAGAAGGCAGUUGUGCAAGAGCCUCACUCACUGUGACAGCUGUGACAGACUUUGCCCAGGAUGGAGACCGCACCAGCUAUAUCAGAGCUGAGCCAGUCACAAGGAGCGAACUACUCUGGAGAGCAUAUGCACCAAAGGAUGUAAAGGUCACAGUUCAAGACCUCCCAACAGGAAACUGCUACUCUUUCACUGAUCCACACAUUAUCACAUUUGAUGGAAGGCGUUAUGAUAAUUAUAAAAUUGGAACCUUUCUUUUGUGCAAGAGCCUGGCCCGUGUGUUUGAGGUACAUGUACGACAGUGGGACUGUGGAAGCCGCCAGUAUGCUGUUGCCUGCAACUGCGGUGUAGCUGCAUGGGAGGGUAAUGACAUCGUCCUGCUAGACAUGUGUAAUGGUCAGUUUCAGGAAACCAGACUUCAGCUGUCUAUUAAAAGCAUUGGCACAUCACCUCGACGUGUCAAAAUCGUGAAGUCCUACGGAGGGAAAAAAAUUACCAUCAUCUUCCCUUCAGGAGCAUUUGUUCGAGCUGAUGUAAGUGAGUGGGGAAUGAGUUUGACAGUCAGGGCACCAAGCAUCGAUUUUAACAGCACCAGAGGUUUGUGUGGCAUCUUUGAUGGGAACAGUCAUAAUGACUUCCAUAACACCAGCGGGAGUCCUUUACUAUCACACCAGAGUAACAGGCCUGAGGAAGACUUCAUAGAAGACUGGAGAAUACCCCCAGGGAUGAGUUUAUUUGACAAGACUCCACCAAUCUCUGAAGGGGAGAAAAGGAAAAAAUACUGCAGAUGUCAGAAGGAGCACACUCUAUCUGUAAAUACACGAAAUGCCUUUCAGAGUUCUUUCCCACAAUCUUUGGGGUGCCAUUAUGAUAAUGUGGAUUAUACUUCUGCAAUCCCAUAUCUAGAUGUUACAUCAGAAUAUGUCACUCGCUUAGAAACAGAAUCUACUUUAAGAAGUGAUGGGAAAAUGUUGGCCAAAGCAUUUGAUCAAAGAUAUCUGCCUAAAUCAGUCAAAAAGCGAGAUAGCCAUGAUGACAGAUUAAAACAAUACUCAAAAAAAGUUUCCUUGAAAAAUCAAAAAACCAAUAGUUUUAUUAACUCCACUAAGCCAGAAGAAGUGCUAGAUAGAGCAAAAAGGCAAGAAGUCUAUUAUGAAUACUUACCUUUUUACCCAUUUCAAAACGAGAGUCAAAAGGACUUGGAAAGCUUUGCAUAUUUUUUCCCAGAGGAUUACUUUGAAGGGAUUCGGCCCAAAGUUCAGUCAAUAUGGCCUACUCAAGGUGGCCUAACCUCAACCAAAGCCUUGGAGAUCUGUCAGCAGGUUCUUGUUAAUUCUACUAUUGGCUCCAUCUGUAAAGACAUCCUUGGGAGACAGCUGGAUGAGGCAAUUGAUAUGUGCCUGUUAGAUCUGCAACUCAAGGAUGACCUGGCGUGGGAAGGUGCAAUGAUAGCAUUUUUGGAAAAUGAGUGUGAAAGAAAAGUGCUAGAAAAUAGAACUCAGCUGUUACAUGCAGCAAAUGGGCUACUUGCCACCCACGAGGAAAUACUCACAGCUCUCAGGUGUCCCAAUUUCUGUAAUGGCAACGGACAGUGCACAGAAUGGGGGUGCCGGUGCUUUGAAGACCACAGUUCCUAUGACUGUAGCAUUGCCAAGAGGAACACUCUGGAGAUCACAGGCUUAGAGAACAGGGGUCUCUGUGAUAUACAAGUUUCUGAUUGUAACAGGAUCCGAGUGUUUGGCCUCAGCUUCAGAGACUCUCCAGAUCUGCACUGUGAGGUCACCAGACUGAUUCAUUUCAAUGGCAACUGGAUAUCAAGAGAACAAGAACCCACAAAAGCAGAUUUUCUCAGCUCUACGGCCGUUGACUGCCAGAUUCCUGUUCUGAACAGCACAGAAACAGAGGCUGCACGCUUCAUGGCUGAUGAUGAACCAUUCGCAAGAUGGCAAGUGAAAAUUACUAAUGAUGGCUUCCAGUACAGCAAUUCCAAAGUUCUGACCCUGUACGAUGGAGCCUGCCAGGUCUGUGAAUUCCAUCCAACUGGACUUUGUAAGUUAAAGGAAGAGACUUGUAACAUAGAUGGACUAUGCUACAGUGAAGGAGAUUCAAGCCCUACCAGUCCAUGUCUUCUCUGUGAACCUGACAUUUCUAAAUUCACGUGGUCUAUUAAUGAAAACAAUCUACCUCCUGUGUUCCAAGUCCCUUCCAGCCAGCUGCUGACAUUUAUUGGUGAGAAUUUUGUUUACCAGUUAAUAGCAGUGGAUCCUGAAGGGUCGGCUGUGCUAUUCAUCUUAGAGGCUGGGCCACAGGAUGCCACGCUGUCUCCUGCUGGCCUUCUUAUCUGGAAAGUCGAUCUGGAAGAACCGCAGAUCUUUGAAUUCACUGUGUCAGAUGAAUGCAAUGCACAAAGCAGAUACUCUGCUGAGGUUUUAGUGAAGCCUUGCAGCUGCAUGAAUGGUGGAUCGUGUGUUACCAAUAUUAACUUCCCUCCAGGAAUUGGUGAAUAUCUCUGCAUAUGCCCCAGUGGAUUUGAUGGAAACUUUUGCCAGGAAAAUAUAAAUGACUGCAAACCAAACUCAUGUGGGAGUGGCAUGUGUGUGGACCGUGUAGAUAGCUACACUUGUAAAUGUCCAGCUGGUUUGAAAGGGCUUACUUGUCAGGAAGAUGUGAACGAAUGUGAAGAGAAUCUUUGUUUUCCUGGAGUGUCUUGCAUAAACACCUUUGGAUCUUAUAGAUGUGGAACUUGCCCCAGUGGAAUGGAGGGGGAUGGUAAAUCUUGCAGAUCUGAGGCCACUGCUGACAUUACAGAAGAUUUCAUUACUGAUAAUAAUAAUGCCAAAGGUGAACUGAACAAAAUAGAGGGUGAAUGGCCAAUGCAACCCUUAGAGGCAAAGAAAGUGCCUGCAAUUAAGAGUCCUAACCAUAGUGACACACAUGGUAGCAGAGCUGCUGUACGACCUAUUACUACUUGUGCCAAUAGGCCAUGCUUCCCAGGAGUCUUAUGUGUUGAUCGUAAACCUCCUGAUAUUGGGUACAUUUGUGGUCGGUGUCCAUCAGGCUUUCUUGGAAAUGGACGAAUCUGUACACAAACACCUAGAGCAGUGUCAAGAUCUUCCUACAGUCGUACAGAUACUGCCGAGAGAGGUAAUACAGAUGCUAAAGGCUCCUACCAAGAACAAGUUGUCAUAAAGUCAAGAAAUAUUGAUUCUAAACUUUCCCAGGCUCAAAUCCCAAGACUAGAACACACUUACCUUAUGACAAGAAACCCCACAGUCACCGAUAUUCAAUCACUUAUUUUGAAAAGGAGAGUUUCUCAUCCUCAGGCAUCAGAUACAAGAAAUACUGAUCCAGACUCCUCACUACUUCAAAGAGCAUCUUCCCAUAAUAAAGUAAAAAUAAACAAUUCUACACAGGAUCUACUUCUGCUGCAAGAAUCUAACCCCAAAGCAGCAACUGUCAGAAUGACAACCCAGAUCUCCUCUGAUUAUAAGCUAAAUGUUAGAUCACAUGCAGCUGGGACUAUUUCUCCCUAUCCUGAUAAGAACACAAGUUUAUUAGUUACAAGGCCACAUGCUGUUCAACGGAUCCAGCCAAUAUUUGACUUUUCUCCUGGAAAACGGUCCAGUAGGAUUGCCACUACAAAGGCUAAACCAGCCCAUGCUUUUAGAACAGACCAGCCAAGGACAUCUGCUUUGACAGCACCACUAACCUCUUCAUUCCAUCUGAGAGCUCCUUUUUCGGGUAUGGCUCCCCAAAGGGCUAACUUCCCAGUACUUCCCGGAAUGUUUGUUCAAGCAAGGAUUCCAGAACAGACAACUGCAAUCAGAAAGUCAUAUGCCUCAGCGGUGGAUCAUUUGGCACUAUCAAAAACUAUUAAUGGGCUGCUGCAUCUGAACAAGAAAAUCACAUGUGCUAAUACACCAUGUUUUAACGGAGUGCAGUGUGAGCCAGCCAAAGAUGGAGGAUUUAAAUGUGGCCAUUGUCCCCCUGGAUACAAUGGUGAUGGAAUUACAUGUCAAGUGUUGUGUGAUCCACCUUGUGAGCAUGGAGGAACCUGUGUGGCUCAAAAUAGCUGUUCCUGUGCUUAUGGAUUUGUUGGUCCGAGAUGUGAAACAAUGAUAUGCAAUAGACAUUGUCAUAAUGGUGGGAAAUGUGUGUCACCAGAUGAGUGCAAAUGCAAAACUGGAUGGAGCGGUCCUUCUUGUGAAACAGCUAUCUGUAGCCCUGUUUGCCUAAAUGGUGGAAUCUGUGUACGCCCAAGUACCUGUGCUUGUCUUUAUGGCUUCUAUGGACCCCAGUGCCAAACUGCUCUUUGCCACCCUCCUUGUAAGAAUGGUGGCCGCUGUGUGAGAAACAAUGUGUGCGCCUGUCCUGAGGGUUAUGCUGGAAGAAGGUGUCAGAAAAGUAUCUGUGAUCCCCUGUGCAUGAAUGGAGGGAAAUGUGUAAGCCCAGAUGUCUGUGACUGCCCAUCUGGUUGGAGGGGCAAGCGGUGUAAUAAACCGGUUUGUCUGCAGAAGUGUCUGAAUGGUGGAGAAUGUAUAGGCCCCAGUGUCUGUGCAUGCUCUGAAGGAUGGAUAGGAAUGCUGUGCCAGACUCCUCUUUGUGAGAAGAAGUGUCUAUUUGGAAGCAGGUGUAUAAGACCAAAUGUAUGUGCCUGUAGAAGUGGAUAUACUGGUUUAACCUGCAGAAAGAAGAUCCCAAUAGAAUGAAGAUAACAUAACAGAAGGACAAUGAAGACAAUCGUUUCGAUGCUAGUAAUCUGGCACUGUGCACGUUUUUCUUUUGGCCUGGCUGAAGAUGCAGUGUGAAGAAAUUGCUAAUGCUCUCCCUCCUGCCUCAUAUAGUCGUGAUGAGGAAUAAUUGAUUCCAGAGCAUACACCAAGAGAUUUACUUACUUUUGCAAAGUUAUGUGGUGUGGCAAUGCUCAAAUCCAUAUUUCUAGAGCUGUAGUGUCACUACCUCAAGUACUUGCUUCCUACAAGAGCCAAAUUUUACAAUGAAACGUGGAUCAUUAUAGAAAAGAUGCUUUACUUUGUGUUAUUUUGUUGUUGUUAAAGUUUGGAAGUAAUCAGUUGCCUCACUCUUUUUAUAUUUUUAAAUCAGAUUGUUUAUUCACUUUUCUGAGAAGAAUGAAUAAUUUAGAGAAUGCUUUUACUGAAAACAUGUUAUAAACAUGAGUACAGGAGAGGUCAUAGUAAUGUUGAAUUGCUUUCUUGAACUAUCUCCAGAUUGUAAUAUCACCUAGAUACACAUGGCUAACGGGCCUUGCUAAGCAAAGGAGUGGGUAACUGCUCAAUGAUUGCCAACAAAACUGCCAGCAUCUAUUUGAGAUAUUGAACUUUGUUUCCCCCUGUACUCAGAAUAGACAGUAACUUGUAGUAUCUGUUGGAAUGUUGAUUUUUAGACUUCACUAGACUCCCCUCCCCAACCUUAAAAUUUCCCAAUUUUUCCUCCAGCAGUAUAUGUGCUAAUACAGAUAAGGCUCCAGGUACCCACUGCUAAUUUAGAAGCAUUUAGAUACCUAAAGAUGCAGAUAGGCAGCUAAUGGGAUUUUCUAAAGCACCCAAGGAGUUAGAUACUGAAAAUCCUACUAGGAACCUAAAUACCUUUAAAUACCUCUUUAAAUACCUUUUAAAAUACCUCCAGCGCUGUGCCAUCAAAUGAAAUUAGACAACAAAGUGGUUAAAAUGCCAACAGCUGCCUGUAGCUCUCUCUAUUUUAGCACUGCCAAUAUUACUAACACUGGUGGAAGCAACAGCCAGAAACAAGGACACAAAUGCUCAGGCUAUAUGUUCACUUGCAAAAAUAGUUAACAAAUGUUAACUAUGACAUUGACAGUCUCAGGUACUGCACAAUAACUCUGAGGAUAAAAUUGUGAUACCCCACACUCGCUCUUCAAGUCUUGGUAGAAUAAUCAGAUAUAAUGUCGAACAGGAUCUAGGUGAUUGACAGAGUUGUACAUGGAAAUUUUGGUGUUGCCUUCUUCACCUAAU